CACAGCUGUAAGGUGUUUCGCUUGAAUGAUGCACCAGGGUGAAAGCUGGAUUUUGGAGCACACCGACCUCAUUUUAUUCGCAGUCACAGACGAUCUACAACUGGCUAACUGACAUCUGUCAGAUUAAUCCAGCCCACGUUAGAUUUGGCGAAUAUAUGAGGCUAUAGGUUGAGGACAAUCGUUGUGGACCUUGGCGGCUUAGCGACUGCUUUGUAAGGCGUCCAGUGAAGCCGAAGUUCCAAAACAAUUCGUGAUCAUGGAGAAGUUAUCCAAAACAGAAACACUAACACUGCGUAAAAAACACAUUGGACCGUCCUGUGCAUUGUUCUUUCGAGAGAGUCCUUUGAAGAUAGUAAGAGCUUCAGGACAGUACAUGUAUGAUGAAAAGGGUGUGGCCUAUCUGGACUGCAUCAACAAUGUCUGCCAUGUGGGUCAUUCCCAUCCCGAUGUUGUGGAAGCAGCGUGUGCUCAAAUGAAGGUUCUCAACACAAACUCGCGCUACCUGCACGACAACAUUGUAUUGCUGGCACAGAAACUCACAUCUACACUUCCAGAACAGCUCUCUGUUGUCUACUUUGUAAACUCAGGGUCGGAGGCCAAUGAUCUGGCAAGGAGGCUGGCUGAAGCCCACACAGGCUCCAAGGACGUAAUAACCUUAGACCAUGCAUAUCAUGGCCACGUGAUCUCUAUAAUGGAAAUAAGCCCAUACAAAUACCAUGGCAAAGGUCCCAUGCCUAACACAACAGAAGUCCAUGUGGCUGACUGUCCUGAUGUGUAUCGGGGAAAAUACAGAGACUGUGAUUAUCCAGGUGAGGAUCUUGGCUUGAAGUACGCCGAGGAUGUGCGGGCAAUCAUCAACAGUUUACAGUCCAAGGGGCGCAAACUUGGUUGUUACAUCGCGGAAUCCAUGCAGAGCUGUGGGGGGCAGAUUGUAUUCCCACAGUCUUAUUUACCAACUGUAUACAGACAUGUAAAGGAAGCAGGAGGAGUGUGUAUAGCUGAUGAAGUACAGGUGGGGUUUGCCCGACACGGCAAACAUUUCUGGGCUUUCCAGUCCUAUGGUGUGGUCCCAGACAUUGUAACCAUGGGCAAGCCCAUGGGCAAUGGACACCCUGUUGCCGCUGUGGUCACUACACCAGAGGUGGCUGCUAGCUUCACCAACACUGGCAUUGAGUACUUCAAUACGUAUGGAGGAAACCCAGUGUCCUGUGCAGUGGCUUUAGCUGUCCUGGAUGUCAUUAAGAAGGAUAAACUACAGGAGAAUGCCAUCCAGGUGGGAGCGUACCUGAAGGAGAAAAUGCUGGGGCUGAUGGAGAAGUUCCCAGUGAUUGGGGAUGUCAGAGGGGAGGGACUUUUUGUGGGUGUGGAUCUUGUGAAGGACAGGGAGACUCGGGAGCCAAAUGCAGAGCUGGCAGCUCUCAUUCUCUCAAGUUUGAUAAGACAGCAGAUCUUACUGAGCAGGGAUGGGCCCCACUGUAACGUGCUCAAGUUCAAACCUCCCAUGUGCUUCACUAAGGAAAAUGUAGACUUGGUCAGUGAGAAGCUAGAGGAAGUACUGAGGUCAGCACAGGAGCAGUCCGGCAACUUUAACGAGAACUGUGCCCUAAGGGCAGCAGAGGAUGAGGUGAGAGACAGCCGUACCCAGACACCCUCCCCUGAUGACACUCCCCAACAAGUCAACCUUAUUGGGAGUGGAAUCAUGUGUAACAUGGGAUUUCGGGACCCUGAGGACCUUCUGGCCACAACAGUAAUUCCCGCCAAGAAGAUAAAACUAUCACAAGCCUAAGGCACCGGAGUUUUGCUCUAUUUGGACCUGUAGUGAGGAUUUUCAGUGUUCAUGUUGAUAUCAAACUGUUAGCAUGUCAGUAUUACUGUAACUGCUAACAAGUCAGUGUUUACUGUAACUGCUAGCACGUCAGUGUUUACUGUAACUGCUAGCACGUCAUUAUUUACUGUAACUGCUAGCGCCUCAGCGUUUACUGUAGCUGCUUGCACAUCAGCAUUUACUGUAACUGCUAGCAUGUCAAUGUUUACUGUAACUGCUGGCACAUCAGUGUUUACUGUAACUGCUGGCACAUCAGUGUUCGCGGCCUUCAAAACUGG
Molecule: messenger RNA, 2103 nt
Organism: Liolophura sinensis
Lineage: Eukaryota; Metazoa; Mollusca; Polyplacophora; Chitonida; Chitonidae
Product: 5-phosphohydroxy-L-lysine phospho-lyase-like
Exons: 11
Coding region: 257-1786 (509 amino acids)
Cellular component (GO): mitochondrion
Molecular function (GO): transaminase activity; pyridoxal phosphate binding
Source: RefSeq, a predicted model, not a curated record